Messenger RNA from Meleagris gallopavo (turkey), 1114 nucleotides. It is a transcript of the gene PPP6C, whose product is annotated as protein phosphatase 6 catalytic subunit. The record is from RefSeq and is a predicted model, not a curated record. Lineage: Eukaryota; Metazoa; Chordata; Aves; Galliformes; Phasianidae. Gene Ontology annotation, molecular function: protein serine/threonine phosphatase activity.
GGCGUCCGAGGCCCGCGCCGCUUCCCGGAAGUGGAGGGCUUCGCUUCCGGCUCUGAGCUGCCGUCCCAAGAUGGCGCCGCUGGACCUGGACAAGUACGUGGAGAUCGCACGGCUCUGCAAGUACCUGCCCGAGAAUGACCUCAAGCGCCUGUGCGACUACGUGUGCGACCUGCUGCUGGAGGAGUCCAACGUGCAGCCCGUCUCCACGCCCGUCACCGUCUGCGGGGACAUCCACGGGCAGUUCUACGACCUGUGCGAGCUGUUCCGGACCGGCGGGCAGGUGCCUGACACCAACUACAUCUUCAUGGGUGACUUUGUAGAUAGAGGUUACUAUAGUCUUGAGACUUUCACUUAUCUUCUCGCACUAAAAGCUAAAUGGCCCGAUCGUAUCACGCUGUUACGAGGCAAUCAUGAAAGCAGGCAGAUAACGCAAGUGUAUGGAUUUUAUGAUGAGUGCCAAACCAAAUACGGAAAUGCUAAUGCUUGGAGAUACUGUACCAAAGUCUUUGACAUGCUCACAAUAGCAGCUUUAAUAGAUGAGCAGAUUCUCUGUGUGCACGGUGGCUUGUCUCCAGACAUCAAGACGCUCGAUCAGAUUCGAACCAUUGAACGUAAUCAAGAAAUUCCUCAUAAAGGCGCCUUCUGUGACCUGGUUUGGUCUGAUCCAGAAGAUGUAGAUACGUGGGCCAUCAGUCCGCGAGGAGCGGGUUGGCUGUUUGGUGCUAAGGUGACAAAUGAGUUUGUCCAUAUCAACAACCUGAAACUCAUCUGCAGAGCACAUCAGCUGGUUCACGAAGGCUAUAAGUUCAUGUUUGAUGAGAAAUUGGUAACGGUGUGGUCUGCUCCCAAUUACUGCUAUCGCUGCGGAAACAUUGCUUCAAUCAUGGUCUUUAAAGACGUAAAUACAAGAGAACCAAAGCUAUUCCGCGCAGUCCCAGACUCAGAACGAGUGAUCCCUCCCAGGACAACCACCCCCUACUUCCUCUGAGCCGCCCCCGCCUGCUGCCCCGUCCCUCCUUCUGCCCCUUGACAAUAUACUUUUUAUUGAGCACUUUGCUGCUGAAAUGCUGCCUCUUGCCCUUUUUAUUUGUAAAUUAUCUAAAUUUAUUGUGCA